AUGAAUGAUUUUUUUUUUCUUUUCUUGCAGAGAGCUUGGGCCUCUUUUAUUUUUCUUCGAAAAGAAAUCCCCUUUCUAACCCCCUUUUUUUUGGCUUCUCUGAGAGUAAAGCACCGGAUCAGCGCAGAACUAGAUUUCUGCGGUUUGCCGGUGUUCUUUCACACGACUUUACCCUGCCAUAUUUCAGGAAGGGGUGGAGGGGCACCAGGGUUGGAGGGAUUGGUUUGGCUUCGGUUUGGCUGGCUUGGAGUAUAG
Molecule: messenger RNA, 255 nt
Organism: Colletotrichum graminicola M1.001
Lineage: Eukaryota; Fungi; Ascomycota; Sordariomycetes; Glomerellales; Glomerellaceae
Exons: 1
Coding region: 1-255 (84 amino acids)
Source: RefSeq, a predicted model, not a curated record